CGGUCGAACAAAAACAACAACAAUCCUACUUCGAGUGGGAAUUUGGUGUUCUUAGAUAUGUUUGGAUGUAUAGUGUCAGGACGCUUGUGACAGGUUUAUCACCUAUCAGCAAUCAGGUGCAAACUGAUGCUCAACAGAUUGGACCUACUCAGUUUGUUUUCAACUUAACUGAUGUUGAAAGUAUCCAUCAUGUGGUAGUGUUCUUGACUGGUGUGACCCCAUUCCCAGAUGGGAUGGGUGGGGGAGUUUACUACUGUUAUCCAACCCCCGACGGACCAAAGUCACAGCUACUAGGAUUCAUAGCAAACAGCAAACCAAGUGCUAUAUUUAAACUUGCAAAGGUCAAGCCAGAGGAAAGAGUUCAGAACCCAUUUUCAAUGGAUGCUAGUACAGGGAUUGACCAGGCAGGCGCUCAAAUUGGUAUCUCAGUUGAGCCCUUGGACCAGUUGGCCCAACAAACACCAGCAAGUCAAUCAAUACCAUCCAGCUUGAACACUUUUGUGGAAUACACGCAGAAAAUGUUGGAGAAUUUCUUCAAUUUUGCAUCUUCCUUUGCCAUAACACAGACCCAAAUGACACCAAAUCCAUCAGAGAGUUUUGUGCCACUGAGCGUGGUUCAACGGUGGUAUGAGAACUAUCAAAGAAAAAUGGCAAACGACCCUAAUUUCUGGAAAAAUUGACGCAAUGAAAAUUGCUUCCGCUAACGUCAGCUGGGCAGUAUUUCUACAUUUUACGGCUCGUACAACGAGAGAUAUGCUAGAAAGGUACAAAUAAACCUCAGCUUUUUUUUUGUUUGUUUUAGAAAAAACGAAAAACAGUGGCACUCCAGGAAAACAGCAAAAAUCUUAGUGUGGAAUCUAUCUGCACUUGCUUCAGAUUCUUGACAACUGUUGGAUCAUGUUCACUUUCGAGAGAUGAAUUGCUGCUCAGUUUAUUCCAAAGACGCCAAUGUUUAUUUGUACUUUAUGUACUGACUAUUGAAUAAACAUAAUUUACGUUGUCUUUUUUUUUAACUCAGAAAGGAUGAAUUUGUCUCACCGACAUAAACUAUAUGUAUCGAUGAAUAAGUAGUGAAUUUUAGAAUAUCGAUAAUUGAAUAAAGACAUGGAUGCGUAUGACGGUAUAACUACAAUAUGGCGAUUGCGUAGCCACCAGUAUUUAGCAAGUGUCAAACAGUUUAUUUUAGUCUUGUCUUGCAAUGAUAGUUUUCGAAGGGUUGCAUGAAGUGUUAAAUAAAAUAAACUAGACAUUUGAUGUGCUCUGUCACGCGGUACAAGAUUAAUUUCCGGGACUUCAGACGCCCUCGGAAAGAAAACGACUGAUUUCACAGAGCUUUAUCUUAUUUCAGGGCAGUUGCAAGGAAAUAUGAAAUGUAUCCUCACGUUCAACAGAAGCAAUUUGUCGAGUAGUAAAGUGUAACACUUUUAGUAUAAAUUAAAAUAAUUAUAUUCUGAAUUUAA
Molecule: messenger RNA, 1460 nt
Organism: Orbicella faveolata
Lineage: Eukaryota; Metazoa; Cnidaria; Anthozoa; Scleractinia; Merulinidae
Product: protein Hikeshi-like
Biological process (GO): protein import into nucleus
Cellular component (GO): nucleus; cytosol
Molecular function (GO): nuclear import signal receptor activity; Hsp70 protein binding
Source: RefSeq, a predicted model, not a curated record